UAAAAAUUGUUUACAAAAACUUAAACCCAAAUUAAUCACAAUUCCUCACACAGAUGCAGCUUUAAAGCACACAGAUGCAAAAGCAAAGGAAGCACAAGGCAACACAAAAUAUUGUUAAAAUAUAUGAGCACAAUCAUCUCACUUGUAGUUCUAGCUGUGCAUGUCGACCAGCGUCUCUUGCCUCCAUCCUUCUGUCAGCUAGCUCAGGCCUAACGUUAGCUGUUUUGUUUUGAAUUCAUUACUAGUCUGCCCGAAGCAUAUAAAACUCCACCCUCUAAUCGGGCGUUCAUUUGUUUUACAAAUUUCACUGUGCCUUCAAUCAGCCCAACCACCAAUCUGUAAAUGUGUAGCCGAAACUCCCCGAUGCUUUGUACGCGGUUUAACUUGACGCCUGCUUUAGCUCCAUGUGGCUGGCCAGUGUGUGAAAGCAUCAGCAUGGAAAUGUUGAAGAUAGAGCAAGUCAUUGUUGGGAGUGAAAUGAGGUCCACCUCAGCGGAGAUCAAGUCUGAGCCCGUUGUCACCCCUCUGCAGUCCUAUCAGCAUGAGAGUCUGCAGUGUUUUCAGUGCUUCAUCACCUUCUGUAACUCCAAAGCCAAGGAGAGACACAUGAGGAAGAGUCAUCGGGACCAGUACAAACAGCAGCUGCAGCAGACUAAUACGGUUUUUACUUGUUACAAGUGUGACAAGUGCUUCACCUCCUCCGAGGAGCUCAGCCAGCACCAGGCCACCCACAGCAGAGAGGAGAAGCCCUUCUGCUGCCCUUACUGCCGGAAAAGCUUCUUUACCUUCACUGAGCUGAACAAACACAGACGACAUGAAUGCAUAGAACGACGAUGUCCCUGCAGAGACUGUGGCGCCUUGUUCCCCAGUCCCUCACGACUUCGCAACCAUCGCAUUGCAGUGCAUCCCCAGAGCCCGGUAGUGGCUGAUGACAUCAACACCUACCAAUGCUGCAAAUGUGGCCGCGGUUUCCAGACAGAAGAAGAGCUCCUGCAGCACCAGGAGAGAUUUGCUAGUGAUCUAAACUGUGACAUUAAACUGCAAGGCAAAAAACGUGGCCGUAAACCCAAGUACACAGCUCACGGAGGGAUGGUUGUCAGCAAGAAGAUCAAACGGGAGGAGAUAGGAGGGGGAUGCAAAGGAUAUGAUGACUCUCCAACAGAGGGAUGUCCCUCCAAUGAGCCGCAACCAGAGCUCAAGAUCCCUUGUCCCGAAGCAGAUUGUGACCUCAUAUUUCCUUCUGUAGCAUCCUUGCGGGCACACAAGAGGGAGAAACAUGGGCCUCCCACUCGCAAGACUCAUGCAUGCACAGAGUGUGAUGAGAGCUACGCUCGGCCUGAGCAGCUCAAAGCACACAUGGCCAGGGCUCACUGCUCUGGAUACACCUGCCCCACCUGUGGAAAGAGCUUUGCACGAGAGAGUGCUCUAAAGGUCCACCAGAGCACCCACACUGAGGGAGAGAAGGCAGCAGAAAAAAGAUAAUAUAUGGGGAAAAGACUGCAACUUCAUCCCACAGCAUUCAGUUAAAUGAUUGUCAGAGUAUUUCUUACCAUAUUCUGUUUAGUGUAGGAAGAAGAUUUUUAUGUGAUUAUUUUAGGGUGAGAGUUUUUGAAACAAGGUUAUGCAACACAAUUGUAUUAUGGAGGUUUGUUUUUUUUAGUAGCUUUUAGAGAGACAUCCUACAUUGUGAAUAAAACUCUGUACCGCUCUGUACAUAAUUAUGAUUUAUGUCCACUCUGAAACCAUGUCACAAGGCCCUUUUUGCUGCCCAUAUUACCUCUGUCGUACCUGAAAUGUUUUAUAUUCAUUGUAGAGUAGCUAUAUCUCCCUCAAGUGUGGGAAUAUUUUGUAUUUAACUGUAUUUUAUUUUCAGGAAAACUCAUAAAGGUGAGAACUACACGGAGAAUGUAAGUCCUAAACAUAAUGAAAUCCAAAAUCCGAUAAAUGGGCCAGUGUAUAGGAUUUUUUAUUAUGGGACAUCAAUGAUGUAAUCUCGGGGUCUUAUUUUUCUUUCCAAAAGAAAAUAAUUGUUGCAUUAAAUAAUACUUACAUUU
Messenger RNA from Xiphias gladius (swordfish), 2054 nucleotides. RefSeq names its product oocyte zinc finger protein XlCOF7.1-like. The transcript is spliced from 5 exons. Bases 343 to 1482 code for a protein of 379 amino acids. The record is from RefSeq and is a predicted model, not a curated record. NCBI's taxonomy places the organism in Eukaryota, Metazoa, Chordata, Actinopteri, Istiophoriformes, Xiphiidae. Gene Ontology annotation, biological process: regulation of DNA-templated transcription. Gene Ontology annotation, molecular function: RNA polymerase II cis-regulatory region sequence-specific DNA binding; DNA-binding transcription factor activity, RNA polymerase II-specific.